Pyricularia oryzae 70-15 is the source of this 318-nucleotide messenger RNA. RefSeq lists its product as uncharacterized. The record is from RefSeq and is a predicted model, not a curated record. NCBI's taxonomy places the organism in Eukaryota, Fungi, Ascomycota, Sordariomycetes, Magnaporthales, Pyriculariaceae. The coding region runs from base 1 to 318 and encodes 105 amino acids. The transcript has 3 exons.
AUGCGGUUUAGUCACCGGAUUCCUGCCAUCCAAUUGAGCCAAGCAAAUACUAAUCGACACGAAACAUCGACUAUCGACCUGGUCAAGACCUUCACAUAUCAUGUCCCUGUUCGCGGCAUGAACAAGCACCGUCAACCCACCGUGCCACAGGUCGCUUGCGGGUGGCUUCUGCUCGCGUACAAGGCUUGGCGUGAUGACAUCGUCUUUUCCAACCACGCAUGCACAUACUGUACACAAGGAGCAGACUGUGAGAAGAGAGAAACAAAAAAGGACCUCAGCCACCCCAGUUAUUCGGCAGUUACCCUCAGCAUGUCGUGA